This is a messenger RNA of Acanthoscelides obtectus, 4255 nucleotides long. The record is from the annotation of a GenBank genome assembly. Lineage: Eukaryota; Metazoa; Arthropoda; Insecta; Coleoptera; Chrysomelidae.
CGCUAGCUCACGGCGAAUAACUGAACAACUGUAUCGCACCAUUUAUGGGAAGGUAGAUACACCAUCCAUUGCGCUAUCUGUUAGAAAAAAAGUUGCACUCGCUUAAGCGCUAUCUCGUAGUUGAUAGUGCAACUGUCAUGAAGUAGUAGCGUGUAGUAACAUUUAUGUCUAUCAAAUGGUCUAUCAUAACUGUCACCUGACAAGUGCAAGCGUCAUGACGUCAUCAAAAAUUUUGUUGUGCUUACGGGCAGCGGAUCGGUAUUUGUAUUUGCUUGUUUUCUGAGUGCAAUAUACAUAAUUAUAAUUAAUUAUUGCCACUCACUCAUAUAAUAAUUAGUGCAAUUCGACAUUCUCUCUGGAGCAUAAACUUUCCACGCGUUUGAUAAGCAUUUGUGAUAACAGGAAUCAUUUGCAAAUAAGCGCUUUUUACUGUGACCCGUACCAUGGUUAUAGAAAUCGAAAAUAAAAUUGUCUCGCCCCAAAAGAAUUGUGAUAAGGUGAUAAAUUCUAUCGACAAUAGGUCAUGCACCAAACCUGCUAAAAAGUUUUUUUAGUUACUUAGUGCAUUGCAUGAGUUGGUGAAUACAUUAUAUGGGUAUUCAAAAGACAAACAUGAAAAAUUCACAGUUAUGGUUCAAAGGAGUACGCAGCUCAAAAUUCCGUCAUGUGUAUGGAGAACCAGCCAGAAGGGAGAAAUGUUAUGACAACAUUCCCAUAACAAAAAAUGCCCACGACUCCCAGUUUUGUGCUGUGAAUUCUAAAUUCAUAGCCAUUGUUACUGAAGUAGCUGGCGGAGGAGCAUUCACUGUAAUUCCAAUCAAUUGUACUGGAAGACUUAAUUUCAAUGCAAGCCGAGUAACAGGACAUUCUGGACCAAUUUUAGAUGUAAAAUGGAACCCUUUCAAUGACAAUAUUAUUGCAUCUUGUUCUGACGACUGUACAAUAAAACUAUGGCAUAUUCCUGAUGAAGACCUAUCAGUUCAUCUGAACGAAUGGAUUGUAGAGCUUCAAGGUCACAAACGACGAAUUGCGUACAUUGAGUGGCACCCUACUGCAGAAAACAUUCUUUUCAGUGCUGGAUUCGAUCAUUUGGUGAUUGUGUGGGAUAUCGAAAAAGGUGAGGCUAUAAAUGUCAUUGACUGCCACCCAGACGCAAUUCAUUCCAUGUCCCUGAACAGGGAUGGGAGCUUAUUAGCAACCACUUGCAAAGAUAAAAAGCUGAGAAUUAUCGAGCCAAGGAGCGGGAUUGUGAAAGCGGUAGAAGGAACUUGCCACUUGGGUUCCAAAGCUAGCAAGGUAGUGUACCUAGGUGCUACAGGAAAACUCCUGACAACAGGCUUUUCCCGUUUUUCUGAUCGCCAGUACUCAGUAUGGGAUGAGAAUGAUCUAUCUGCACCAGUGUUCACAGACACCAUAGACAGUUCUUCCGGAAUAAUGUUCCCAUUCUUUGACCCUGAUACCAACAUGGUGUAUUUGGCUGGCAAAGGUGAUGGAAAUAUAAGGUACUAUGAGGUGACUGAAGAAGCGCCAUAUGUGCAUUUUCUCAACCAGUUUCUUUCUGGAAAUCCACAGCGAGGCUUGGGAGUGAUGCCAAAACGCGCGUUGAACGCACUCAACUGCGAGAUUUUCCGCUUCUACAAGCUUCAUGCCACUAAAGGCUUUUGCGAGCCUAUCAGUAUGAUAGUACCUCGCAAAAGCGAUCAAUUUCACGAUGAUUUGUACCCAGACACUGCCGCGGCCAAGCCGGCCCUGUGCGCUCAGGAAUGGAUCAGAGGUCAGAACGCCAUGCCUGUGUUGAUGUCCAUGAAAACUGGCAAACAACAGGCCCUCAACAUUACCUCAAUCAAGCAACGAAGUUUCUCAAAACUGAACGAAAAACCCGUGAUCGACAAUAACAAGCGUAAGUUCAUGUUUCUAUCGAUGGAAACGAUACCCGAUUACAGGCCGAAAGAUCUCAUGAGCGAGAAGAACCAAAAAACGACCAGCAAUCAAACAACGAAGUUCCAACAGUUGCAGCAGAAGUUCAGCGGCAACGACGUACAUAGCAAUGGCGUCACUGUACUGAAAGAGAACAACGUUGGAGAUAAUAUGCCCGAGCAUGAGUUGAGGAAGGCGUAUCAAGCUCAAUCUGAUGAAAUAAGGAAACUCAAAAAACAGUUGGUAAACAGUGAUCAACGUAUCAAAGAACUGGAGGAGCAACUAAAAAAGCUGCAGGCGAAACCUUAAAUUUCAUAUGGAGCUAUAUUUUUUUAAUACUUUAUAAUGUUUUUUAUGUUAUACAGUUACAACUGCAAACGUUGAUAUAAGUUUACUUCAGCAGUAGGGGAAUUCAUCAGUGCAAUAUGCGCAAACGAUUUUUUUUUGUUUCUGUCUAGUUGUCGAAAUUUUCAUGGUACAUUUCCAAAUUUGAAAUCUCUCAGUUUUCUACUCUUCACGAAUUGCAGUCAAGUACAAUACCUUCAGUAGAACUACCAGUAACCAGUUGAAACUCGAAUUUGGAAUCAUGAUGACCUAUUGCACGGAAUCAAAAUGGUUAUGUGAAAGUUUAUUAUAGGAUUUAAACAAUGCCACUCUUACCUAGUUUCGAUAAAAUAUUAUGUUCAUGGGCGCCCGCGGGGGUGUAAUUUGAUUUGAUUGGUUGAUUUUGUACACAAUUUUAGGGAUUUUUAGGAGUUAACCCACCUGAAAAAACUUUAUACAACCCGCUCAUUAAGAAGUUUUGGGGGAAAAUACACUUCUGCUUUUCAAGAAGUUUGAACAAAAAGUUAUCACUUGCCGAUAAGUAAAAUUUCUGCUAGUGCUCAUGGUUAUGUUACCAAGAUAUGCAUACAGGGUAUAGUUAUAUGCGAAACAUAAUUGUGAACAUAUUUACAAAAUUAGAUUGGUCAUUCUUUUAAGUAGAUAUCUCUCAAAAAACUAAGGUAAAACUCUAAUACUAUGUCGUCUCCCAUAUACUGAUGAGCACAACUGUGUUUUUACUCCCUUUAUUUAUAAUAUAUAUAGUGUUUCUGCGUUACCAUUGAUUUUAUAUUUUAAGCCUUUGUGAUAAUUUUUAUACAUUUUAUUAUUAAUUUUAUAUAUUUACUUGUAUGUGUUUCCAUUUUUGUUUUAAGAAAAUAUUGUAUGUGGGACGAAUUUGCUUAUUGUUGUGAUUAUGUUGAAGCAAUGCCUAUAAAAAAUAAUUGUUUCUCAUAGGUCAUCAUAAUGUAUACAUUUACAUCACCGAAAAUGUGUGUCGGUAAUGAUGCUUGGAAUGUGAGACCCUCUGAGAAUUGGUUUACAUAAUUGAAUCAUGUACACCGUGAUUUGCAUUGAAAUAUUCAUGCUUUUUGUCGGCAAAUAAAUGUAAGUGAGACAAAGAAGAAACAAGUUCAUAACUAAUUCCAAAAACUUAAGCACAAACUUACAUUUUACAGUUAAACUUGUUAAGCUAUAGUGAUAGUGACAUAGUAUGCACACGAUAUCAGUAUUAUUCUUCAUGUGAAACCUUUUUCUUUACAAUACAAGCAAUUUUGAAUUAAAACCAGUUUUGAAUUAAAAGUGACUUUCAACAAAUUCAUUGAUAAAUUUGGUUUAUUGUAAAGUCCUGGCACUGUUCUAUUUAUAGACCAAUAUUUUUGAUAAGACGAUUCUGGAAUUUUUGAUCGGCGUAUCACCUAUCCUUUAUUGUAAAAAAAUAAGGUGUUCAUAUAAUUAAAAAUUUAGCUAUUGUAUAUUUUUAUACUAUAGAUGUUGCAUGUGUAUGUUCUAGAUUUUCCAUACAUUUUGUCUGUAGUUUUUAGUUGCUGCAUUCUUUUGAAAGUGAUUUAUGAGUUAUUUUGUCUUUGAACCAAUAAGCAUUACUAUAGAAUGCUAUGGUAGCCAAUACGUCAGUAAAGAUUUUUCUACAAUAUGUGGCUGAAUUAUAAGUCGAAAAAACGCGAUAAAUCCUUUGUAUAGUUAUGCAGCAUCCUAAAAACAGAAAUGGCGUGUAAAAGUAUUUUUAAUAUAUUUGACCUUAAAGCAUUGGAGGUGAAGCUUGUAUCUAUUUUAAAUGCAGUAAUUUGUCGGUAAUCCUUUAGUUGCAUCUAUAUACUCUCAAAAUUAACGUCAAAAGAAGCAUAUGAUCAAAAUUUUAUAUAGCUUGAUAUAAGCAUCUUAGACAUGUAGCUUAAAGGCUUAUAAGCUUAAAAAUGUGAUAUCACAUUCCACCUUUGCAACUGAGGGACAAAUCUUGUACUUUUUAAACAAUAAUAAAAUGCAUUUUCAACCUCAA